Diabrotica balteata is the source of this 333-nucleotide messenger RNA. The record is from the annotation of a GenBank genome assembly. NCBI's taxonomy places the organism in Eukaryota, Metazoa, Arthropoda, Insecta, Coleoptera, Chrysomelidae.
AUGUCGCAAGAUGAUUAUGAAACACUUCAUACAGACAGUUUCACUAUACAUCUACUUGCUUGCGCCAUGGCAGGCUUCAUGGAAUUUUGUAUAAUGUUUCCCAUAGAUACUAUAAAAACCAGAAUGCAGCCCUUAGAAUUUAGAGGUGAUACAAAUAUUUUAAAAUAUUUACGCACUAUGACGAAAAAAGAAGGUACUUUUAGUCCAUUACGAGGUAUAACACCCAUUGCUAUUGCAGCAGGCCCAGCUCACGGUCUUUACUUUGCUAACUAUGAACUUGUUAAGAAAAAUCUAACAGGACUGGUAAAUAAUCCUCGGUACGAUUUUAUUUGA